Messenger RNA from Pocillopora verrucosa, 1144 nucleotides. RefSeq names its product protein phosphatase 1 regulatory subunit 27-like. The record is from RefSeq and is a predicted model, not a curated record. Gene Ontology annotation, molecular function: protein binding; enzyme inhibitor activity; phosphatase regulator activity. Gene Ontology annotation, cellular component: cytoplasm. Lineage: Eukaryota; Metazoa; Cnidaria; Anthozoa; Scleractinia; Pocilloporidae.
CAAUUGCGUGAUGCGGAUUUGACUCUUAGUGAUAAAGAGGUCACUACGUCUAUUUAUCUUUAAUUUCAUUGCCCAAACGAGUUUACCCAUUUAACUUGAAGAUUAACGGCACCGAAAGCGCAGUUUAAAGUAAGUCAAGCGAGUACGCCUCCUGUCAAUACAAAAAAACAUCAGAACAGGCAUGGACACAACCUCAACGGCUCAAAAACCGAAAGGUAAAGUAGCAGUUCACAGGGUGAGAUCGUGUCCACAACCUUUCGAUUUAAUGUUCCAAAUCGCUUGCAGUAAGGAAUCAUUAGAUUCGGAGUUUACAGAAGGAAAGAAGGUUAUUGAUUUCCUACGUCGAGCUGGAAAAGUAGUCGAAUUGGACGCCAUUACUGCAUCUGGGAUGACUGCGCUUACACAGUGUGUUCUUGAUGGUAAUUUCAGGAGUGUAAAAGCUUUGAUAGAACUUGGAGCGAAUGUGAACAAGAAAGAUGGACAAGGAUGGACUCCUUUACACUACGCAGCCAGCGAAGGGUACCUUGAAAUCGUCAAGUAUUUGUUACGUUGCGAGGCUGAUGUGCGCGCGUUGGACGGCAAUAAACAAAUGCCUGUUGAUGUGGCAGAAGCCGAGGACGUGCGCAAAUUUUUGUCGAGAGUCACUUUAUUCUAUUCGCCCAUGAGUAGAAAUCUGACAAGAAAGGCUAGUUUACCAGCUUGGUUAUAGUUGUACAGUACGCUUUAGUUUCUGUUAUUUUUGGUUGAAAUAAAGAGAAAGAAAAGGAAAAGAGGACGCUGGUAAAGAAUUGCGAAUAUCAACCGUUAUAAAUUGGAUCACCUGUUUCCUGAUCAGGAUCCUUAGCGCUACUUAGCAAUAUCGCCGGAAUGACGCACUUCCGUGAAGAUGUUAUCAUUGUAACGGGAGGAAGUGUGGGAAUGAGCGGCUGCUACAAGAUGACGGAGUCUGUUUCUAGGGCACAUUAUUCGCUCGGCCUGUAAAGACAAAUAUUCAUAGAAAACUAUUGCUGCCAUGAUGAAGAGUAUAUAGUAUAGCUUGUAGCGAGUUUAUUUUCCGUAAUGAAGUAGCAAAUCGAACAGCUCGAUAAAUGUAACCAAAAUAAAGCAUUUUAAGUCUGUAAGUCGGUUUCCUGUCGUUUUCUAU